CAUCCAAAAAUGACAAAUCUGUCGUCAUUUACUCACCCUCAGGUUGUUUCAAACCUGUAUAAAUUUCUGUGUUCCAAUGAACACAGAGAAAGAUUUAGGAAGAAUGUUAGCAAUUUUCAGUUAUGAGACAUCAUCCACUACCAUAGUAGCCAUACCAUAGUUCUGUUGAACACAUAAUGUGAUAUUUAAGAAUUUAGGAAAACAAACCUUUGCACCUUUGAGUACCAUUUAUUUCUUCCUAUAUGCUAGUCAAUGAUUUCCCGGAACUGAAAAUUACUAACAUUUUUCCAAAUAUCUCUGUGUUCAUCAGAACAAAGAAUUUAUACAGAUUUGGAACAACUCGUUUUUUUUUCAUUUUUGGGUGAAGUAUUAAAAAAGUUAUUUUUCAGACGCAUUCCAGGAUCAGCCUCAUUCCAGGAUCAGCCGCAUUUCAGGAUCAGCAGCAUUUCAGGAUCAGCCGCAUGUCCAGGAUCAGUAGCAUUCUAGAAGCAGCCUCAUUCCAGGAUCAGACGCAUUCCAGGAUCAGCUGCAUUUCAGGAUCAGACGCAUUCCAGGAUCAGCUGCAUUUCAGGAUCAGACGCAUUCCAGGAUCAGCUGCAUUUCAGGAUCAGCUGCAUUUCAGGAUCAGCUGCAUUUCAGGAUCAGCCGCAGUCCAGGAUCAGCUGCAUUUCAGGAUCAGCUGCAUUUCAGGAUCAGGCGCAGUCCAGGAUCAGCCGCAUUCCAGGAUCAACAUCAUACCAGGAUCUGCUGAGGAAAGACUGUAGUCAUCGAGUUAUUUUUGUGUUAUUACAGCGGUAGCUCAGCCGUCCAGUGUUAUUUAAUAAGUAUCAGUGGAGACACAGUGAGGGUAGUUUGGUUUUGUGGUGUCGUGUAAACUCCUCCCAGGCUGAUGUUGUGAAUGAUUCAUCAGACUGACGCCGCCCAGAACUGAGCUCAGGGCGGGCUGAGGGUGAGCUCGACCCGGUAUCCGCACAUACAGACCGGAGGGCAGGGGACGGAACCAUACGCGAUUUUAGGAAUACAAUAUUUCACUUUAUUCAUCGUGUGAAUUUCUAAAUUCCUCCGAUAGGCUCACUCUCAUCCACGGAUUUACACGAGCAGUUCAACCGAGCCGCUGCUGAACAGGAGGAAUCGAAGCGAUGAAUAAGCUACGGCAGAGUUUUCGCCGGAAGAAAGACGUGUACGUGCCGGAGUCCAGCCGGCCGCACCAAUGGCAGACGGAUGAGGAGGCUGUGCGCGGGGGCAAGUGCAGCUUUGCCGUCAAGUAUCUGGGGCACGUGGAGGUGGAAGAGUCUCGUGGCAUGCACAUCUGCGAAGAAGCCGUCAAGAGACUGAAGACGGACAGAAAGUUCUUCAAAGGCUUCUUUGCAAAAUCGGGUAAGAAGGCCGUGCGAGCGGUGCUGUGGGUGUCUGCGGAUGGUCUGAGGGUCGUGGAUGACAAGACGAAGGACCUCAUUCUGGAUCAGACAAUAGAGAAGGUAUCGUUCUGUGCCCCGGACCGGAACUUUGAACAUGCCUUCUCCUACAUCUGCAGAGACGGUACCACUCGCCGCUGGAUCUGCCACUGCUUCAUGGCCAUCAAAGACUCGGGGGAGCGUCUCAGCCACGCUGUGGGCUGCGCGUUUGCCGCAUGUUUGGAACGGAAACAGAAGAGGGAGAAGGAGUGCGGAGUCACGGCCACUUUUGACGCCAACCGUACCACUUUCACACGGGAGGGCUCCUUCCGCGUUACCACAGCAACAGAGCAGGCGGAGCGAGAGGAGGUCAUGCGACAACUGCAGGAUGGCAAGAAAGACCCGGACACCAUGUUGGGCAACUCUGGCAGUGUGACGAAUCCAGCUGUCACCCUUGUCGGACCCAACGGCUCAUCCUCCUCCCCUCCUCUACCCAUGAGCAACCCUCAGGAAGCCAACCCUCACGCCAUCCCCCGACGGCACGCCCCCGUAGAAGCGCUCGCUCGUCAGGGCUCGUUCCGGGGUUUCCCGGCGCUCAGUCAUAAAACCUCGCCCUUCAAACGACAAAUGUCACUCCGCAUGAAUGAGCUGCCCUCCACCAUGCAGCGCAAGUCUGACUUCCCUAUCAAAAACACUGUGGUGGAGGUGGAGGGGGAAGGCGACAGCAUCAGCUCUUUGUGCACACAGAUCACAUCCACCUUCAGUGGACCCCCGGAAGACCCCUUCUCAUCGGCACCCAUGCCCAAACCUGCCUCCUCGCCGCAGUCGCCCUCUGCUCCAGUGAAUGGCACAGCUCCUGUUUUUCCUGCUUCGCUGCCACCCAGCGUCAAUGCAACUGCUGCAAACUCUCCUAUCCUUCCACCUCCGCUGCCAGUCCGAGACACUAACCCUUGGGCCAAGACCCCAACCACAGCCACUACGAUGGCAAAUACAGGGGGUGAGUGGCCGAGUGCUACACCUGCAGUGGGAGCCCUACCCACGGUCAGCGCGACUCUUUCUGCACCUGGGUCUUCCCACAAACGCACGCCGUCCGAAGCAGACCGCUGGCUGGAGGAGGUGUCCAAAUCUGUCCGUGCCCAACAACCUGCCGCGAUCGCGAGGACCGACACGCCUCCACAGCAGGCCUUCCCUGUCCCUGCCGUGCCUGUCCCCAUAGCCCCGGGCCCCUCUGCACCCUUCAUGCCUUCCAUACCCUCCGCGAUCCCCACCGUACCCCCGCGUCAGCCCGCGUUCCAUGCACAGGCCCCGGCUUCCUUCCCGGUGUCCAACGGGCUCCCGUUUGUCCAACCGACCUUCCCAGUGGUUGGCAUCACACCUUCGCAGAUGGUGGCCAACGUGUUCGGUUCAGCCACACAAACUCAGCCCAUCCCUGUGCCUGUUCCAAUUCCCCAAACGCAACUUCAGUCGUCACCCUUCUCCACCCCACCGUUAGGCCACUUUGACACCCAGAGCGCGUACAGUCCCUUCGGCAAACCGCCCCUACCUCCAGUGUCAAACGCCAUGGUGCCGCAGCCUCCCAAAGGGAGUGUCACUUUUAACGGUGCUAACAGCUGGCAGUCACCCACACAGUCGUUGGUGGUGCAGCAACAGGCCGAUGCUUUUGACGCCCAGUGGGCUGCCCUGGAGAGCCGAUCGCAACAGCGCACCGGUCCCUCCCCCACGAACCCCUUCUCCAGCGAGCUCCACAAGACUUUCGAGAUCCAGCUCUAAGGACACAAGGCAGUGUGGCCGAAGGUCACGUACCGACACUGAAGGACGACACAAUGGAUGUUAGUGGAGGGACAGCACAAGGGGAUCGGUCCUGCAAACCACUUCAGCUCCAUAUCUUAACAUUUCUUUGUCCGCUCAUUCGUGUCUUUUUUCUUUUGACAUGGAGGCGAAGGGGUGGACAGUUCACCGGUAAAACUCUGUCGCAUUUGUGUCCAAGAAGAGUUAGAGUUAUAAAAUAAUGAAGAAUUCUUUAGAUGCUCUAACAUGACCCCACAUUGUGUUCAGUACCUCCUCUACCCCGCUAACUCGUCUCACAGCGCCCCCUAGCAGGCUGGAUGACUGCUGCCAACCCGACGGACGAGGCACUGAGAACAGACCUUCGGGCUUCUCGAGGUUCUUGAAGAACUUCCGAAGAGGACGAAGCAAGACAAUGCCAAAAUCUUUAUUUUUAUGCAUUAAGUAUAUUUUAAAUAGCUUUGAGAUUUAAAAGAAGAGCUGUAAAUAAUCUUUCCAACAGUGCAGGCUUAUUUUGUGUGCAUACAGGAAAAGAGCAUAUAUAUAAAUAUAUAUCUGUGAAGGGACAUUUUUAAUUUCUCGUCUCUUUUCAGUUUUAGUCUUAUGGCCAUCUUCCAUAGUUUGGAUGUUUUGUAAAUAUAGAUAAUCAAUAUGGACCCAACUUUGGGUUUAAGGACCUUUGAAUCACUCUGGUCCCAGACAAUGUUUUCUGUCUUUAAUCAUCUUUUUUUUUGCUACUUUAGUACUCAUCAGUACUUUUAUUUCUAUUGCCUACGUAUAAUCAUUUUAAACUGUUUUUAAAUUAAUUCUAACACUAUUUGACAGUUUGUUUUUUAUUUUGAUGAAGAGAUAUCUGUUUAUGAUAGCACAAGCACUGUACUAAUUGAUCAUUUGGCCGGUUAAUAUUAAGCUCUGAUGUUUAUUUAAGUCUUGAAAUGACUUGUGGCUUCAGCGCUACAAUGGUUGCAGUCUUUUUUUCGCAUUUUCACUCAGCCUCGUUGACCCUUAUGUUUUAUCUAAAGCGAAGAUGAUUGGUCAUGUUUUUAAGUUUUGAUUCCAUUUUGUAAGUAUUGCAUUGUAUUAUUCAGAUUCUUUAAGAGGAAUUUAAUCUAAAAGAUUGAAUAAAAUGUUGGUGAUAGAGGAA
This is a messenger RNA of Triplophysa rosa, 4323 nucleotides long. RefSeq names its product NUMB endocytic adaptor protein (gene numb). The coding region runs from base 1140 to 3164 and encodes 674 amino acids. The transcript has 11 exons. The record is from RefSeq and is a predicted model, not a curated record. Lineage: Eukaryota; Metazoa; Chordata; Actinopteri; Cypriniformes; Nemacheilidae. Gene Ontology annotation, molecular function: cadherin binding.